Symbiodinium necroappetens is the source of this 660-nucleotide messenger RNA. The record is from the annotation of a GenBank genome assembly. Lineage: Eukaryota; Dinophyceae; Suessiales; Symbiodiniaceae.
AUGCACACGAACUGCAGUGCGACGGAUUCGGCACAGCACUUGGAGCCCGCAGAGCUGCCCACCGACAUGUGGGACCUCCACAUCGAGGCGGACGAGCGCACACAGGAUCUCCACAAGCCCUUCUCCUCCUACUGCGGCACGAGCGGAGCCUUGAGCAGUUUGGACUUCGGCCAGCUGUUUGCAGGUGACACAGGAACUAGCCAGACGGCCUGCAAGUUCGCGCCGUUGAUUCAGUUCGGUGAGUUCGUGGAUACUGGCAUUGUGCGAUCGAAGACCACCACCAACUGGAAAGAUUGGCACCACCUCCUCGCAGAGAACUACGUUGAAUGCGCAUCGGGUGAAGCCUUGACGGCCUUCAAGUUGGAUGCUGCCAAGAGCAUCUACAAAUACGAGUGCAGCAAGAUUGGUGGCUUGGGCGCCUGCUUCGAUUACUACAGCGCCCAGGUCGAGAUCCCGAGCUUCAGCCAAUCGAUCAGCCACUGGGCGAAGCCGAUCCGGAUGAUGCCGGUGAGCUGUGGGCAGAAUGCCGUGCUGGGCAGCUUCCAUUUCGAGUUCUCCGAGGGGGGGAAGUGGGGUCGCGUGCGAAACUCGACUGAACUCAGGGAUUUCGGGCACCCCCAGACCAUGUUAGACGAUGUUGGGGUGUGCACGAGCUUGUAG